UUGUUUUUUCCCAACUUUGACAGAUUUCUACACGCAAGGGGGCCAAGAAGCAAAACAAGUUAUAAAUAUAUAUAUAUAUAUAUUUAGAAUAAUAAUAAUAAUAAUAAUAGUAAUAAACAGAAAGUCGUCAUGGAAUACUAAUUAUAAAUAGAGGGCACUAUAGCAAGUAGUAUAGAGAUAAAUAAGUAGUUGUGAAGAGAGAGAGAGAGAGAGAGAGAGAGAGAGAGAGAGAGAGAGAGAGAGAGAGAGAGAGAGAGAGAGAUGGGAAGAGGAAAAGUGGAGCUGAAGAGGAUAGAGAACCCAACAAGCAGGCAAGUGACCUUCUCAAAGAGGAGAAAUGGGCUAUUGAAGAAAGCUUUUGAGCUUUCGUUGCUUUGUGAUGCUGAGGUUGGUCUUAUUGUUUUCUCUCCUUCUGGGAAGCUCUACCAAUAUGCCAGCCAUGACAUGGAGAGUAGCAUUGUGAGAUACAAGAGUGAAAUGGGAUUGCUAGGAUCCGCUGAUGACCAACAUUCUAGAGCCAUAGAGUUCUGGAGGACAAGAAUUGAAGAAAUGAAAAGAUCAACAGAAACCUUGGAAGCAAAUUUGAGGAACUUAGCUGGUGAAGAUUUAUCAACAUUGGGCAUGAAAGAGUUGAAACAGCUUGAGCGUCAGCUUAAGAUUGGGGUUGAACGAGUCCGCUGCAAGAAGAGAAGGAUCCUAUCUGAGCACAUCAACUACCUGAAAAGAAAGCGUCGAGAAUUGCUAGAGGAGAACAAACGGCUUCUGAGAAAAGUUAAGCUAGAUCAACAGAUAGAUGCUGUCAAUUAAUCCAUCCUUAAAAGAGUUGGCAUUCAAUGCAAUCUUCAAAGGUUUCUGAAUUUAGUGGCCAGGAUUCACCACAAGUGUACUAUUGAUAAGAUAUCUCACCAGCCACUUUGUUGAGAUAUAUAUAUUUAUGCUAGCACGUAGUAGUAGUAGUAAUGUUGGAUAUCCAGUAUAAUAAUGAAUAUGAUCUAUGUCUAUAUAAUGUAUAAUGUAUGCUUUCAUGAAUUGUGUGUGUAUAUUAUGCCAUCACCAGACUAUAUAUAUUAAAUAUCUAUGAGAUAUAUAUUAAUUAGUUAUGCUCAUCAAAACUUCAUUUACCGGAGUUCGUUAAUUAAGAAUAUGUAUUAGUACUGCAGAAGUAAAGAAAGUAGAGAGAGUAGUGAAAUGAAUCAGUUCUAUUCUAUUA
Cannabis sativa is the source of this 1210-nucleotide messenger RNA. Its product is annotated as transcription factor CAULIFLOWER. The record is from RefSeq and is a predicted model, not a curated record. Gene Ontology annotation, biological process: positive regulation of transcription by RNA polymerase II. Lineage: Eukaryota; Viridiplantae; Streptophyta; Magnoliopsida; Rosales; Cannabaceae. Bases 262 to 807 code for a protein of 181 amino acids. Gene Ontology annotation, cellular component: nucleus. Gene Ontology annotation, molecular function: DNA-binding transcription factor activity, RNA polymerase II-specific; RNA polymerase II cis-regulatory region sequence-specific DNA binding; protein dimerization activity. The transcript has 8 exons.